This is a messenger RNA of Babesia ovata, 4041 nucleotides long. Its product is annotated as kringle domain-containing protein. NCBI's taxonomy places the organism in Eukaryota, Apicomplexa, Aconoidasida, Piroplasmida, Babesiidae. The record is from RefSeq and is a predicted model, not a curated record. The coding region runs from base 1 to 4041 and encodes 1346 amino acids. The transcript is spliced from 4 exons.
AUGAGGACGUUUUGGGCGUCGCUCGCGCAGGCAGCCGCGCUCAUGCUGCUGCUAUGGCCGGCUGAGAGCUACACGAGUCCGAGUUGGGCAGGGGACUCACCUGUCGAGGAACGUGACCCUGAGGUGCCCGAGUUCGACCUCACCGUUCCGGAGAUUGAGACUCCGCCGAGCAAUUACAAGCCGAUAAAGUUCUUCUAUCCUGACACCCUGUUGGGCACUUUGAUGCGCGAUUAUUGCAACCGGAAUAUCAUCGCAGGAUAUCAGUUUGCGUGUGACCCGGAAUCGAAGAAAUGCAGAUGUUACAGCACGAAACAGGUUGCCCCUGACUCGAUCCUGUGGCAGGACCAAGAUAAAUUGAAAUUCAAGCACACGUUGUUGGGGGUUCCCUACAAGCUUAGGAGCCAGUUAAUGAAGUACAACAUCUUGUCAAUGCGUAACCUCAACCGCCGUCAGAAUCUGAAAUAUAUAAAUUUCAACUUUGAGGCCGAUGACGGCACAGACGUUCCAGAAUCGAAAGUUCUCGAGAUUUUGGAGGCGUAUAAGUCUGCUCCGAUGCGUGGUCAGACUAACACGAAGGUACGAGAUGUGCUGGAUGCCUACAUGCACGACCCUGUGUGUACCCUGAGAUCCAGCGUUUACUACGUGAAGGGUACCCCGCCCCCAAAGUCCCACGAGGGGGCGAAGGCGUAUGACCUGUUCUACCAGCAGAUGGAUGCCAUGAAAUUUGCGGCGAAAACCUACGAUCAACGCGGCCAUUCUGAUGAAGGCGUUUCGAAAGGUCAGGGUCCCAAAGCCCCGUCAUUUCUCGGAUUGAUGGCUAGAGAGCGGUACAAUGGAAAUUUGAGAAGGAGGAAAGCUGGUCGUCCACGUAAUCAGGAGAAUCAGACAAUCAUGGAGGAUAAUUAUGCCAUCGACAUCGGUGCCAUCAGUAAUGUGCCAGAAAAUGAUACGGCUAACGCUGAAUUGUACAAGCGUUACGCCCGUGGUGAGGAAGAUUCGCCACAGCCAGACGAAGUGGGCAAGGGACGUAGGAGUCGGGCGAGCACUGUGAAUCCCGAUGGCCAUACGGACCGACAGUACGAUCGUAUUGAUCGUUGCUCCUUGUACAAUGUCCUUAAAGAAAGGCACGGCAUAGAACUGGGCACGAUGGAGUGUGGAUCUAGGGUGUCUUCACGUUGCGACCGUACCCCAGAUGGUCUUUUCUGUCACCCAUUCGUUCAAACCAGGUUCUACGCGCCUUUGAAGCAGGAGUUUUAUCUGACGAUUGAACAUUUCACGUUUUCUGCGGCAUUUGGAGUCUAUCUGGGCCCCGAAAAGGUGCUUUGUGGGUCGCAGAUGUCGAUAGAGAAUGGGUUGCAUUAUAUGUAUAACCCAGAGACAUCUGGAUUGCCCAUCCUUGAAGAGUAUACGGUUGAAAACCAGCGGUUUUUUAGAGUUGGCCCUUUUUCGGCUGUGGAUAAGCCAGGCAAGUACAAGAUCUGCGGGUGUGCUAGCAACCAUGGCGUUGACGAUGUAAAGACCUGCCUGCAUUUCUCGGAAUACACCAGGGUAAUGGGCCAAGUGGUUUUCGCUAAAGGUUCAGAGGAACCAACCGUGUCAACCAUUGAGUUAGGCAGCAGUAAGAAGUUCUCUUUUCGCGACACAAUCGCCCUGCUUGUUGACACUGAAUCGAAUUUCGUGAACUGUCAGACAUUGUUCGACGCGUACCACGUUAAUUGGUUCAUGCCCGCUCUCCAAAAGCUUCCCAAUUACGGUCGCUACAUACGCGUGUUUGAAGCCGAUGAUAAAGAUUCCAUCGAAAUCGAUUUUCCAAAGGUAGGGAAGUACCGCCUCUGUUUGAUCAACAAGUCCACGAUGGAUGUGGUGGAACAUAACGAUUCUUUCGUCGUGAAAGGCAUCCGUGACAAUGCCAGUGCUGUGAUCUACCGUAAUGCAUCGGGCCAGUUGACAGGCAGCUCUUUAAUAUUUGAGCACUACGAUUACGAGCACUUGACAGCCGAAUCAUUUUUUCUGGCAGACUCCGAGACGGAUUGCAGUGCGAAGACCGUGGGCCGUUGGUCUGGUGCCCUCCAUCCUUACUACAUUUAUAAAAUCGAUCCAUCCAUGCUUCGUUGGGUAGUACGCGAUCUGCAGAUUGAUUUGGGGGAAUCAGCUCCGCGGCUUGCUUACGCCAUUUGUGUAGAAUAUCCGGAUAGCCCGAAGGCAGUACGGAUCGGUUCUGCUCGCGUUCAGAACCAUUUUGAUUUGGACGAGAGGUUUUUAAUUAACACGUCGUACCACAUGAAGAGCGCACCGGAUUAUAUAUACAAUUAUCAGUUGGGCAGGAAUUCCGAAUUUAUCUUCACCUUGCUGACCUCAUUAUCCUUUUCAGACAACGUACAAUAUAAGGAUUUCCGUGAGACGUUUUAUGCCAACGAUGAUUACUUUUAUGGCAUUUUGGGGAAUUCUCGCUCCCUCAUGCUGCACUGUCGUGUAUACAGCGAACGCGACACUAUUAUGCUGUGGCUGAUGGCCGACGAAGAUCCCACUCUAUAUCCGCUCUUCACCGUUUUGUACCUACGCCCACGUGCGGUUGCCAUUGGUAAGUCGGGCGAUAAAUUGUACAUGUACAUUCUAAAUGACACUAAGUUGUCGAAAGUGUUGCUCACCGACCUGUAUCGGCCCAUUACUUUUGACAAACUUGUGCGUACGGUAUCGCAUAACGGCAACAUACGUUACAUGGAGGUUAUACACUUGUCGAAGAAAUCGGUUAUACUGGCCAUAAACGUGCUGGAGAGUUGUGUGAUAGUUUACGACGAUGACUUAGUUGAGCGUUCAAGGUUUUGCAACAGUGGCACGGUGCAAUUCCUCACUCCCGGAGGGAUCUCCUGUGUCAAGGAUACAAAUGCAGAGGGUUAUACGAGCUGUUUUGUGGCCUCCUCAAUCUCCAACGAGCUGCUACACCUGUCAUUUUGCCAUCAAGGAUAUGCGAUAAAAAUAUUGAGCCGUUACAAGUCCGGCACGGUGGUUGAUGAUCUGGACCCUAAGAUGGGCUCUAUCGUGUCGUUGUUCGCGACGACCUAUGAGCAUGACAAAAAGAAGGAUGUUGGCAUCUUUGCUCUGCGCGAGGAUGGCGAACACGGAGGUCUGUACAGGACCGUGACUGGGUCCGAUAGCAUUUCUUUUGUCUCCCCUCUUACGAACGUGGGCGACGGCGCCUUCAUGCGCGCCAUCUAUCCCGUUUUCAACUCUGACACCAACCGCAGUGCCAUGGUGCUUUGCGAGGUGUAUCCCAAAGAGGCGAUAGAUUCAUCGGUGGAAAUCGACAAGAUGUUUGAACGUACCAAGGACGACGGCUCCUCUAGCUUCCGUCUUACCUGGGCUCCUUAUGACGAGCUCACUCACGUGCCGGAGCUGAUUUACAAGGUGGAUCCGUAUAUGACCAUCGGCAAGACCUACGAAUUCACUCCUGUGCUUGGCCCCGGCUCUGAUCGAUUCCCACAGGUGGCUGAGUGGUCAUUGGACACCACGCAAAUCGUUGACAAAACUACGUUCGGAGAGGUCGUCAAAAUUAGCGACACGGGAACGUUAACUUUCAAAUCCAAACGCCCUUAUAGUGCGCGCUUCGACGUUGUGAGGCGUUUGCUGUGGUCAACGUCGACUGCCACCAUCGAGAUCGACUUCUUAUGCCCUGAUGGCACGUAUUUCAAUGGCAAGGCAUGCGUAGAGUGCCCAAUGGGCACCUAUAAUGCUGCUAAAUACAUCCAGGAGGACCGCAGCCUUAUUGCAAGUUGCAAGUCGUGUCCCCGUUUCGAGACUACUGCCAGCCUUGGUGCGUCAUCCGUGGAUGACUGCCAUUGUAUAUACGGUUAUGCGGCUUCCGGGGAGUCGUCAGGUGGUAUGCGUUGCCAGCCGUGUUCUGGCGCUACAUACAAAUCCAUGUUUGAACUCCUACUCGACGACGGCCGCCAAUGCAUCCUCGGUGGAUGCAUUCUGCCGUUGUUACCCCGGGUUCUACCUAAAUCGCAGCAAGAAUUCGGAUGGUGGUUGUCUACCGUGUGA